Molecule: messenger RNA, 1962 nt
Organism: Penicillium brevicompactum
Lineage: Eukaryota; Fungi; Ascomycota; Eurotiomycetes; Eurotiales; Aspergillaceae
Exons: 3
Coding region: 1-1962 (653 amino acids)
Source: RefSeq, a predicted model, not a curated record
AUGGCUAACCGCCAGCGGUUUAUCAACUGGGGAGCAUACCGCAAAGGUGUUUUCUCCACGCUGCCGCGUUUCGACGCACUCCCCAACGGCGGCUUUGAAUUGGUCCGCUCUUAUCAAGCAGUGCUGGACAGAAAUGAAACCUUUACCCAGUACUUUUCUGACAAGCACCUGGAGAGCUACGGCAUCGAAGCCAGCCUCCGUGAAGAAUUUGGUGUUGGUCCUCCCUGCCUGUCUGACCCUGAGAAUCCCGCAGACGAAAGUGCCGGCAUCAUUAGCUGGACCACAAUUUUCCGAAGCGGUGAUUUCAUUGAGCAGCCGGAUGGCCGCUACCUCUGCCAUGUCCAUGGGAAGAUCGUUGAGCUCGACGAGAGAAUUUAUCGAACGAUCAUGAUAAGCCGACGCGCUUUUCCUCCGAGUUCGCAAGCAUGGCCGAUUCAUUCCGAUGUGGAUCGUGAGCUUGAGCUCAGUAUGGCGAUUGAAGCUGAUGUUGUGAAUGAGCUCAAUUCGCAAAUCAAGUAUGUUGAGCGAUUGCAUCGCCUUCAGCUCACAAUGAAGAAGCGCCGCAGGGGCCUGCAGCGUAUUCAAGACCCCGAAACUGUGAAGCUCGAGCCGGAGACGGAAAGUCCGCGGCCACUCAAGGCCAUGUUCCCGGUCUCAACUCCUCGACCCGUGACUUCCGGGGAAUCUCACACCACGCGUGCUCGAUCCUCGUCCGAGAGUUCGGUCUCAUCUGGCGGGGACAUCCCCAGCGCCGCCGCCGCCGAGGAUUCGGCCCAAGCAAACCUGGGCAACACUGCUCUUUCAGGUGUUGGCUACAGUAAGGGGAAGGGCAAAUAUGCAGCCCCAACCAAUUCUGAGCAAAAAGUCAUUCAUAUUCACGAUGACACAAGCUCACCCCUGACAUCACUUGGCUCGGCGAUGGAUCCUUCACCAUCGUCUCAGUUUUUGCCGGUAAAUCAGAGCCAACUGAAGGUGGCUCGCAACCUCUCCACCCCCGGACCAUCCACCACCCCAAAGCGAUCAUUUGACGCUUACUCCCACGGGGACUCUCGUCCUUCGUCCGGCAAAAGACAGAAGAGCGCCGCCCCCUCCUCGGCGAAAGUUGCUGGUCCUUCAAGCCACGGCCAGCAAAUGCCGAUGUGGAACGUCCGAUUCCCAGACUCCCCUCAUCAAACCCCAUCCUCCGCGAAAAGAACGGCGGAACCUGAGGUGGCGCCACCCGAGAAGCGCCAGAAACAAACGACUCCUGCGCAGAAGAAGUCCGGGACCAGGAAGCCCGAGCAGAAGAAGCGAGAAAGGCAUAACUUCACUGACUUCGAGAAAGAACACGGCCCUCCCUGGAUCCGAGCUGCGAUGAAUAGAGGACUUGGUGGAGCCGAACUCCAGAAGGCUUACUUCCAGCACUUCGGCACACACCACCACGCAACCACCCUGAAGGCAUUCUUGGACCGAAUGGAAGCCAAGGCUAAAGCAAACCCCGCUGCCAGCACCAACCCUAACUCCACCCCUAAGGGCACUACCGAGGCCCCCAUUCAACCUACCACUGAGCUCAGUACUAAUGCCACAACUGAACUCCCUACUAAGCCCGCCACCAACCUCACUCCUCAACCCAACCCCGGGGAAGGUGGCGGCCCAAGCACGGCACAGAAAUUGAAGGCGACUUCGGUCGGGUCACCCAUGGCCUUACAGGGGCGAAUAGACUCACCCACCCAAGGCACCCCAGGGACAAGCCCAUCCCUCCAAGGUAAUAUUACACCAUCCUACGUCUCGCCUUACACACAGCUGGGUCCUUCCAAACAAACACCUGUCAAACCCGCUUUAAUUCAAUCCGAUGUCAUUCAGUCCGGAAAUCGGGCCUCAGACCAACCGAAAGCCUCGCCAAUGAAGAACGGUGAGGAUAUACGCUCAAGCUCGGCUGCGAUUGCAAAGUCUCCUAUGAAGAAUGGACUACCUAAAGUCUAA